AUGCUGAAAUUGCAUUUACGAAAAAUAUCCACUAUGCCUACCAGUAGCGUCAAUUACCCCCAAGAGUUUAUUCAGUUCUUGAACUCUUCCCCAACCCCUUAUCAUGUGGUACACAAUAUGAAGAAACACUUGCAGGACCACGGUUUCCAGGAACUUGACGAGCGAGAAUCGUGGCAUGGGAACGUAAAGAAGAAUUCUAAGUAUUUCGUGACCAGAAACAAUUCUUCGAUUAUUGCAUUUGUAGUGGGUGGCCAAUGGGCUCCUGGUAAUCCUAUCGCCAUUACUGGGGCACACACAGAUUCUCCAGUCCUGAAAAUAAAGCCAAUUUCAAAGAGAAGCUCUGAGCAAUACGCACAGAUAGGUGUGGAAUGUUAUGGAGGAGGCAUAUGGCACUCAUGGUUCGAUGCAGACUUGUCAAUUGCUGGUAGAGUCUUAGUAAAUGACAAGGCAAGUGGCAAAAUAAUUUCUAAACUGGUCGACUUAAAGAAACCGCUGUUGAAGAUUCCAACUUUGGCCAUUCAUUUGGAUCGUGAUGUAAACCAAAAGUUUGAAUUCAACAAGGAAACUCAACUUUUGCCUAUUGCCGGAUUAGUGAAGAAGUCAACUUCUCAAUCUUGUUGUGCCGACAAAACAGAUUUGAAGGAGAGCGAAUUCCUUUCGGUGAAGUCUAUAAUCGAAAGGCAUCACAAAGAUUUGCUGGAUCUUGUAGCCAAGGAUAUUUCCAUCAAGGAUGUCACAGAGAUCGAGGAUUUCGAGUUGAUUCUCUACGACCACAAGCCAUCUUGUCUCGGUGGGUUGCAUGACGAGUUCAUAUUUUCAGGACGCUUAGACAACUUGACUUCGUGUUUCACCUCGAUGCAUGCUCUCACAGAGGCAGCGGAUACGAAUAUUCAGGAUGAGACUGGCAUCAGGCUAUUAGCAUGCUUUGAUCAUGAAGAAGUGGGAUCAUCUUCUGCGCAGGGUGCUGACUCAAAUUUCCUCCCAAAUAUCAUGGAAAGACUGACAUCCUUGAAGUGUGACGGAACCGACAAGACAAACCCUCUUGGCAGAAAUUAUUUGUUAGAGUCUUCUGCGAAAUCCUUCUUUAUGUCUUCAGAUGUCGCUCAUGGCAUUCAUCCAAAUUAUUCAAGUAAGUACGAGUCUCAGCAUAAGCCUCAAUUGGGUGGGGGCCCCGUUAUCAAGAUCAAUGCCAACCAACGUUAUAUGACAAAUUCGCCUGGCUUGGUGUUAGUGAAGAAGUUAGCUGAUGAGGCCAAGGUACCACUACAAUUAUUUGUUGUUGCUAAUAAUUCACCUUGUGGCUCUACAAUUGGUCCCAUUCUGGCGUCCAAGACAGGGAUUCGUACAUUGGAUUUAGGUAACCCCGUGUUGAGCAUGCACUCUAUCAGGGAGACUGGAGGGUCCGAUGACCUCGAGCUACAAAUCAACCUCUUUAGAAAGUUUUUUGAGAAGUACAGUGAGCUGGAGCAAAACAUCAUUGUAUGA
This is a messenger RNA of Lachancea fermentati, 1485 nucleotides long. The record is from the annotation of a GenBank genome assembly. NCBI's taxonomy places the organism in Eukaryota, Fungi, Ascomycota, Saccharomycetes, Saccharomycetales, Saccharomycetaceae.